UGGCGGCAGGUUGCAGCUUCAGGCGGGACAGUCGGAGCUCGGCCUGACGCGGGAUAACUAACGGCGAGCGAGAGUCUGUCGCGCCAACACCACCACCACAACCACCACAACCACUACAACAACCACUACAUUACUACUACUUCAACUACUCUUAACCACCACCCCUAGCUUCUAUCACCCACACCUCUUCCUCUCCACACUACUCUACACCCUCAACGCCCACACCUUGCGCCGUCCUCCGCCCCGCCUCCUCCUCCUCCUCCUUGGCUUCCAUUCACGGCACCGGACGAUUGCCUGCUGAGACCCACCACACGAAGCAGGACUCCCCGAGCACCAUGCGACUCCUGCUGCUGCUGGUGGUCUGCUGUGCCCUGCUGGUGCCCCCCGCCUCGGCCCGUCCUCCGCACAGACAGAAGCGCGUGAGUGAUCAGCGCUUGGCCGAGCUGGAGACGCUGCUGGCGCUCGCUAAGAUGAACCGCAAGUACGUGACGCUGCCGGUCGGCUUCGGACUCAUCGACGUCAAACAGAUCGGCCGCCGCAAGAGGUCAGUCCCCGCCGUGGAGGCCGACCAGGACCUGCUGCCCGAGGUGGACGAGUACGACCUCGGAGAGCUGCUCUCCGCGCUCACCAGCAAAACCGUGAACGAGGACAGCGGCCUCAUGGACACAGCCUACCCCGCCGAGGAGCUCAGCGUGCCGCAGGGCGUGAGGGAGGGGCGGCAGGGCGAGAGGAUGAAGAUCGCGGGGGCCCGGCCAGCCGCCCCCAGCCCCUCGCUGCUCUACGGCCUGAGGAGCCUGCCCCGCCGCAGGUAUAUCUAGAUCCCACGCACCUCUUCAGCCCUCAAGAUCUGCUGUCUUUGUAAAGGUCCGCGCGUCAAGUUCUUUCCUGUGUUUGUUGAAGUGGCGUCGUGUCGAGGGUUUUCCUGACAGUAAGUCGCUGGACGUGGGUCUGAGGAUAGCAUCGUCCCCGACUGUCUUGUUUUAUACGAGGAAAUUCACCCUUCGUGCGUCCCACACUGGCCGCCGCCGCGGACACCCGAGUGCUCAACGUGUUCUAGUCAACCCAGUGAUCAGGACCACGGCGGGGCUGUCCUGGCGGCGGGGCCCCGCGGCCCGGCUCGGGGCCCCGCCACGCCGGGGCCGGGCCGGGGCAGGGCUGCCCAGCUGCACACAGGCGUGGCUCCGAGGCUCGCCGCCAGCGGGUGGCGGAGGCAACGACGGAGUCACGUUGUCCCGCCGCCUGCCGGACGCGGCCUUGGCGGCGCGAUGACGCUGGCGCCACUUCUUGCUGGUCUUCUUCUUCUGUUCCUGUCUACUCGACGCUCGACGACAAGUCUUGUUAGUUGCUGCGCCACGUUUUUUUUAUUUUUUUAUUUGUAUUCACACCUUGUCCUCUUAUUUAUUUUAUUUCGUUUAGUCGAUGAGCUGAGGGAGCGAGGCAAUCUGAUGGAAUGUGAGUUUCGUGACGGGAUCGCUCAGUCUAGUCCACUCUCAAGUUAUGUUAAUCUUACGUACUUUACUGGACUCCUGUGUGAGUCGUCAUGUGAUUAUAUGUAAGUUUCCAGUAUUAGUUGUGAAUAAGUCAUGCGAUGUCAGGUAUACCAAAGCUAAGUGUGCGACUUGCAGUGCCAAUGCCGGCACUGUCAACUGUAGGAUUAGUGGACGGGGCGAAAGCCGCAGCUUGGGGGAAGGAGGAGCAGUGUGUGUGUGUGUGUGUGUGUGUGUGUGUGUGUGUGUGUGUGUGUACUAUUCUGAGGUGCAGGAGUCCAGCCCUGCCCCGCCCCACGCCCUGUGGCAGGCUGAGCAGCCCUCCCGUCCCGCCACCGCCGCCGCGGCCGCCGGGCCGCCGCGCGCUGAGGCUGGAAGUUGUUCGUGGAGCGUCCCUCGCUGUGACUGUGUGCCGCCCGCAGCGCCCUGGGGCCGAUAGCGUUAUCAUUAUUAUUAUUAUUACUAUUACUAUUAUUAUUAUUAUUAUUAUAUAGUGAUUAUCAGUAUCAAUGCCACUGUAUUAUUAUAGUUCACGUGGAGUGUUGAGGAGCGGCGUGAGGCACAGAAUUAUCACCUCCUGUCCCUCCUCAGCCCUAGCCAGACACGCUUCUCAGAACACUAUGAUUAGUGUUAGUGUUAUUAUUAUUAUUAUCAUUGUUAUUAUUAUUAUCGUUGUUAUUAUUAUUAUUAUUAUUAUUAUUAUUAUUAUUAUUAUUAUUAUUAUUAUUAUUAUUAUUAUUAUUAUUAUUAUUAUUAUUAUCGUCAUCAUCAUCAUCGUGAUUAAUAUCAUUUCUGUCCUUGUGAUCACUGUGUCAACGCCUCGUCACCGUUGGCGGCCGCGUCGCCGGUUCGCCGCGCCGCGGCCCGCGAGGGUUCGUUGCUGUGCGUCAGCGAUCGCGGCUGAAGGCUUUAGGUCGCUGCGAGGCAUCAGCUCCCUUGUCGAAACUUUGUUCACUUUAAUUGCUGGGCACUGAGCUUGUGAAGAUAUUUUAUUGAUAUUUUAAAAGUUCAUCAAUGAACAAAAUAAAUUCAACGAAUUUUAGAUGAUCCUUUUUCUUCUUUUGUUUUGGCUUGUGAGAAGAUUUUCUGAUGUGUUCGGCCUUGGCUUGGUGCAUGAGUUUGAGAGAAGAGGAUCUGCUGCCUCCCCUGGCCAGCCCGGGGCCUCACGCGGGCCACGCAGGGCCGAUGUCCGGCGGCCACAGUCACGAACGUUCACUGUUGUCCACUUAAGAGAACCUGAGGAGGGUGUGUCAGGCUCCCUGGACCACUUCAUGGCUCGCGGCGCCCGGCAGCCUCGUCUUGCCCGCGGAGACGAGGCCGUGAGGGAGAGCCCGACUGACCCUUGUGUAAAAACUGUAAUGACGAAGUGUUUACCGCGAACCAUUGGAUGAUUGCCAAAGAUUAAAAAGAGUUCAAAUUG
This is a messenger RNA of Eriocheir sinensis (Chinese mitten crab), 2907 nucleotides long. RefSeq lists its product as uncharacterized. Lineage: Eukaryota; Metazoa; Arthropoda; Malacostraca; Decapoda; Varunidae. The record is from RefSeq and is a predicted model, not a curated record. Bases 336 to 818 code for a protein of 160 amino acids. The transcript has 7 exons.